Messenger RNA from Penicillium nucicola, 1794 nucleotides. RefSeq lists its product as uncharacterized. Bases 1 to 1794 code for a protein of 597 amino acids. The transcript is spliced from 3 exons. Gene Ontology annotation, biological process: magnesium ion transport. Lineage: Eukaryota; Fungi; Ascomycota; Eurotiomycetes; Eurotiales; Aspergillaceae. Gene Ontology annotation, molecular function: magnesium ion transmembrane transporter activity. Gene Ontology annotation, cellular component: membrane. The record is from RefSeq and is a predicted model, not a curated record.
AUGGGCAAUCUAGGUGACCUGUCGCCGGAGGGAAGCGUUGCCGUCGGUGUCAUUGUUGGCUUGAUAUCAACUAGCCUCCAAGCGAUCGGACUCACUCUGCAGCGCAAGUCGCAUCUACUCGAGGAUGAGAAGCACCCAUAUGAUGUGCGCAGACCCCCCUACAAGCGCCGACGAUGGCAGGUAGGAAUGGGGAUGUUUGUGAUAUCCAACAUCGUGGGAAGCACCAUCCAAAUCACCACGUUGCCACUGCCGGUCCUUUCCACGCUUCAAGCGUCCGGUCUAGUCUUCAAUACGAUAUUCGCGACCUUGAUUCUCGGGGAACCUUUCACUCGAUAUUCUCUCGCCGGUACGGUUCUCGUUUGUAUAGGCGCAUUGUUGAUUGCGACGUUUGGCGCCAUCGGAGAACCGGCACAUACCUUGGACCAACUUUUGGAUCUUCUACAACGCAAGCCAUUCCUGUUAUGGAUGGGUGGAACCACUCUAUUAGUGGUAGCUGUAUUGGCGACCUCAAAACUGAUAAAACACUUCCUGCCUUCGGCACGAGCGAAACCCUCGGCCUCUGGGCAUUUUGCGCCACAUCUACUGCGAGUGCAAAGCCGGAUGAAGCUGAUCCGAGGCAUGUCCUAUGGUUUUGUCAGCGGUAUACUAUCUGCCCAUUCACUACUUUUGGCCAAGUCGGCUGUAGAACUGCUCGUGCGCACAGUGGUUGACCGUGUAAACCAGUUUAACCGUUGGCAGUCAUGGGUUAUUCUUCUAGGGAUGAUAUUCCUAGCCCUGACACAGCUGUUCUAUCUUCAUCGCGGACUAAAGCUGUGCAGUACUAGUGUUCUAUACCCAUUCGUGUUUUGCAUCUACAAUAUCAUCGCCAUCAUGGAUGGGCUGAUCUACUUCCGGCAAGUGUCUCAGCUUGGGGGCUUCCAUGCCGGUCUCAUUGCUUUGGGAACCAUUGUUCUCCUGGCUGGCGUUCUGUGUCUAUCUUGGCGAUUGGAAGUUAUCGAUAGUCACGCCCCUGUUAGCGCGUUAGGGCCCACCCAGACUGGACUUGGCCCUGGUAUGGCGAUCAUGGAGGACCACCCGACCUCACCUCGAUUGCUGGACGGCGAGGACGAAGAAGCACAUAUCAGAGAACGGGAGCCCCUUCUGAACACGACUACAAACACUCGACAUCUUUCAUAUCAGCGGGGACGAGCUCCAAGCUUACCGCUCAAUCUCCAUCUUGAUCACCCGGACUCGGUCGACCUGAACCCAGCCUCUAUCUGGGCGGAACUAGACGAUUCAGACUAUGAUUCCGCGGAUGAACGACGUCGUUCAUCCGCGGACCAGCCACGUAGCGCUAGUGGCAGUUUAACCCUUAAUGGUCCACCACGACGGCUUAAACGGCACUCGACGAUCGGCGCCACUACGCAUGAUCGAGGGUGGGGAUCUCGCCGAGGCUUAUCAUCAGGGCUCGAGAACCAACGGCGUCGAAGAUCGGGUCCUUUCGGUGGGAGUUCUGUCGCCGAACGCCAACGACGCAGUUGGGGCAUGUUCAAUUCCACAUCUGAAGUUUCCCCCGGCGGUUACGGGACCAUUCAAGAAGUUGCUGAUGAUACUCAUGGCCAUGAAGGCCCCCAUGCACCAGCCGCCGGCUCUAGUAUUCUUGUAGGGCCGAGGAGAGCCUUGGCCGGAGCCUGGAAAUCGGGAAGACAAUUUCUCUCUCGAUGGAGCAGCCCGCGGGCGGGCACCCAGGCACAGGCCGACUCGGCAGAUGAACUCUCGUCAUCCCUACUCCCUCAAGCAGAAACUUAUCCUUGA